This is a messenger RNA of Centropristis striata (black sea bass), 1370 nucleotides long. RefSeq names its product cathepsin O (gene ctso). The record is from RefSeq and is a predicted model, not a curated record. Gene Ontology annotation, cellular component: lysosome. Lineage: Eukaryota; Metazoa; Chordata; Actinopteri; Perciformes; Serranidae. The coding region runs from base 172 to 1188 and encodes 338 amino acids. Gene Ontology annotation, molecular function: cysteine-type endopeptidase activity. The transcript has 8 exons.
AUUAAAAAGGUCUCCUUCCUUUCAAUGGUACUUUACUUUCAGUUUCCAAGGAAGCGCCUCUUUGCUGCGCAUGUGCCAUAGAUUGGGCUUCACCUUUUUCCGUCAACAUCACUUUUGCAUUUACUUCCAUUUCAAUCACUGGAUGUAUUUUAACCGAUAUUUCUUCAGCAAAUGAGGGGCGAAUAUCCGUAUUUUGUUGUUGUGGCGAGUGUUUCCACACUCGUGUUUCCUCUGUCGUGUCAAAAUGUGAGCUCUGACGGGACUUGGACCAAGUUAAAUGGCUUUGCAGUUGAUUUCGACUCGUUCAGAGAGCAGUUUCACCGCAUGUAUGAGGUCAACAGCGAGGAAUUCAACCGCCGUCAUCUCUAUUUUCAGAAUGCCAUAGAACGACAUGCAUACCUGAACUCAUUCUCCACCAUACCACAGUCCGCCAAGUAUGGCAUCAACCAAUUCUCUGAUCUCUCACCGAAGGAAUUCAGAGAUCUGUACCUGCGAGCGAGCGCUGACAGGGCUCCUCUCUUCUCUGGACUGAAGACAGAGGAGCUCCCAGAAAUAUUUGAUUGGAGGGACAAAGCUGUGGUGACACCGGUUCAGAACCAAGGAGCAUGUGGGAGUUGUUGGGCAUUUAGUGUGGUUGGCGCCAUACAAUCCGUCAGUGCUAUUGGAGGCUCGCAGCUGGAGCGACUCAGUGUGCAGCAGGUUCUUGACUGCUCUUACAAAAAUGAAGGCUGCGAUGGAGGCUCUCCAGUCCGGGCCCUGAAUUGGUUAGAGCAGACCAGAGUGAAAUUGGUUCCUCAGUCAGAGUAUCCCUACAAGGCUAAGGGAGGAAUCUGCCAUUUUUUCUCUCGGUCACAUGAUGGGGUUGGUGUGAAGAACUUUACUGCACAUGACUUCAGCGGUCAAGAGAAGGCAAUGAUGGGUCAGCUGGUGGAGCAUGGUCCCUUGGCUGCUAUCGUGGAUGCUGUCAGCUGGCAGGAUUACCUGGGUGGAAUCAUCCAGCACCACUGCUCCAGCCAAUGGUCUAACCAUGCUGUCCUGGUUGUUGGAUACAACACUGCUGGGGAUGUUCCAUACUGGAUCGUGCAGAACUCCUGGGGAACCACAUGGGGGGACGAGGGUUAUGUUUAUAUAAAAAUCGGUGGAAACGUUUGUGGUAUUGCAGAUUCUGUGGCAGCAGUUUUCCUUUGACAAUAUCCUCGUGUAUAUCUGUCAUUAUAUGUGUUUGCGUGAGUGGCUGUGUGUGUGUGUUCACUGCUGACAAAAUUAAAUCAGUCAUUUGUUUGCCUUGAAGUGUCACUUUAAAUAAUGCUUUUUAUUGAAAUGUCACCAUGUUACAUCACUGAAACACAAUAAAUCACUUUAUAUUCUGA